Molecule: messenger RNA, 1867 nt
Organism: Mytilus californianus (California mussel)
Lineage: Eukaryota; Metazoa; Mollusca; Bivalvia; Mytilida; Mytilidae
Exons: 2
Coding region: 188-1765 (525 amino acids)
Biological process (GO): proton transmembrane transport
Cellular component (GO): membrane
Molecular function (GO): proton channel activity
Source: RefSeq, a predicted model, not a curated record
UGAAGUAAAUAUAUGCAUCAAGGAAGUUCAAAUCAGGAAGUAUUCUUUUUUAAAAGAAAUUAUCUUUUAUAUUUUAAAUCACGAUUUGUACUUACCCUGUAUUGCAUUAUAAAAAGUAAAUGUCAUCUGCUUUUGGGCUAAGGACUGUCUUUUCGUAUAAUUUCACAUAAACGAUAAGAAAACAAAGAUGUUGACGCUAAGAAGAUUUCUACGAGCUAUAUUUAUCUUGCCGUUUUCAGCAGGACAUCCUCGUAAAUAUCAAAUCAGCGGGUUUAUUUCCCAUGAUGGAAGCAUAUCCGGAUUGGUUUUCUUGGUAGGCAUUGUAGUUAUUCUCUGUGAGACUUUAGUUAUAUGUUCUGAUGGUACAUACAGUCUUUUUACAACAACAAUGACUGUUACCACGUGUUUAGGAAUUGUUAUUUGUGUGUCCCUCAGUAUUUAUGCAUCUAUAAAGCCCGAGGUUACAGUCCCGAAGGAAGACUGGGAUAUAAGUCAUAGAAUCAUGCUAAGAUUUCUGUGGCUUUUCACACUAGCAACUAUGACCUAUAGUGUCAUUUAUUUAGCUUAUCAUAUUGACUGCUUUAGAGGAUAUUUCGAUUUACUUAACGUAAGAGAGCGCAUAGUAUGUGAUUGCUUGCUUUUUAUCUUCCGACUUGUUCAAACUGGAUUUCUUACACAGUUUUCGCGCCGUUCGUUCGUUAACAAUCUUGGAUCAUAUUAUGGCUUACUCAUAUUGUUUCUUGCGAAUAUUUCGGUAAUAGUUAUUGAGUUUGUUCACGAACUACAAGAUGUCCGUGACUAUAGCGUUAAUAGUACUACCAAUUCAUCCUUAAUUUGCCUAACCAAUUCAACUACUGUUCAUGUCAUGCAGAGUGUGGAAAGCUACAUGGAUCCAGCCGUGUUAGAAUAUUCCUUGCUGGCAAUUCUAUUUGUGUCUGAGCUAUGGCCAAAGAGAUAUAACGAUGAAAGGAAAUAUUCAUGUGUUUACGAUAGUAUGAAUAAAGAUGAAACUACGAGUUUGAUAUUUUCCGAGAGUAACGAGCAUAUGAAUCGACAAAUUUCAAUUAAUUUUGUACCAAAUAAACCACGUGACAGAACAUUAGCUUUUAUAGUUAUUGCAUCUGCAGUUCUGAUAAACACUCCGUGUAUAAUUCUAUUUUCACUUCGAAUAUAUGGACCAGGAAAUCCAUCUGUAGAUAGGACAUUUAAUAUUUACAACAGCGCUGAAAUGACAGUUUUAUUACUAGUGCUUUUUAGGUGUUUUUACCUGAUACAAACUGAUUGCAUGCCCAGAGAAAAAAAUUACAAAUUUGUUGCUAAGGAUUACAUGAUUUUAGUUAGUUUCGUUGGAUCGUUGGUAUAUUAUACAAUGCGACUUGUAGCCUAUGUAAAACUGCUUCACGGCGAUAAUGCGAAUGGCAUAAAGUUAUUCAGCUAUGUUAUAAUGAUUUUUGGAGUUUACUUGCAAACUGUCUUUAUUUUUCAAAUGAAAAGCUAUGAAAGAAUACAUUCGUCAGUGUCCAAUUGUAUGUCAAUUGAAUACGCAUGUCUUUUCAUGUCGAUGAAUAAUUUAAUUAUUUGGGGAACGGACUCAUUUCUCUCUUCAACAAUAGUAUUUGCAUCUGAUGCUCCAACUCUUCUUUAUGGAAAGCAAGUAUGGGUCACAUGUUAUUUCGUUUUAUUUCCAAUUGUGAUAUUUUAUCGCUUUAAAUGCUUUGUAGCAUUUUAUGGACUCUAUCAUAAGCUGGUGAAACGAAAUGCAUGAUGUACAUGUACAACUGAAAAACAUAAUUUAUAUGAUUAUAAAUGUCGUCAUAACAUAUGUACAUAAUAAAAUAUAGGACUAGGUGUAAAAAAAACUAUAUGA